Messenger RNA from Anguilla anguilla (European eel), 3370 nucleotides. Its product is annotated as FERM, ARHGEF and pleckstrin domain-containing protein 2-like. Lineage: Eukaryota; Metazoa; Chordata; Actinopteri; Anguilliformes; Anguillidae. Gene Ontology annotation, molecular function: cytoskeletal protein binding; guanyl-nucleotide exchange factor activity. Gene Ontology annotation, cellular component: cytoskeleton. The coding region runs from base 126 to 3221 and encodes 1031 amino acids. The transcript is spliced from 27 exons. The record is from RefSeq and is a predicted model, not a curated record.
GAUACAAUAACGGCAGCUGAGGCUUAAUCGAGGUUUGCAUGACCGAGGCGCUGUGAUUGCGUUGCGCUUCUUUGAAAAUGCUGUAAAUUAUAGCGUUUCGGGUGAGGGCGGGCCGUGGGUGAGCAAUGGGCGAGAUUGAGGGCUCCUACCGGGUCCUGCAGACCCCUGGGACCCGCCUGGGCGCCCAGUUCAACGCCGGGAUCAGCACACUGGAGCCGGGCCUGAGCCCCAACGCCACCGGGGUCAAAGGUCAGGACAAGGGCCUGCAGGUCCGAGUGCAAGGGCUGGAUGACUCUCAGGACGUAUACGACUUGGAGUCCAAGGCAGAUGGUCAGGCUCUCUUGACCGAGGUUUUCCUGAGGUUCAAUCUCAUUGAGAGCGACUACUUUGGCCUGGAGUUUCAGAACACGCAGGCAAACUGGAUGUGGCUGGAGCCCGCGAAGCUCAUAGUGAAACAAGUCAGGAGGCCCAGGAACGCUCUCUUCAGGCUGUCGGUGAAGUUCUUUCCCCCCGACCCUGGCCAGCUGCAGGAGGAGUACACAAGGUACCUGUUUGCCCUGCAGAUAAAGAGAAACCUCACGGAGGGUCGGCUGGCCUGCACUGAGAACACUGCUGCACUGCUGGCCUCUCACCUGGUGCAGUCGGAGAUCGGCGACUACGACGAGAUGGCAGACCGCGAGUUCCUGAAGGCGAACAAGCUGCUGCCCAAUCAGGAGAAGGUUCAGGAGAAGAUCAUGGAGCUCCACCGGCGCCACCUGGGCCAGACUCCGGCGGAGUCGGACUUCCAGGUCCUGGAGAUCGCUCGCAAGCUGGAGAUGUACGGGGUCCGCUUCCACCCCGCCGCCGACCGCGAGGGAACCAAGAUCAACCUGACUGUGGCUCACCUGGGCCUGCAGGUCUUCCAGGGCAACACAAAGAUAAACACCUUCAACUGGUCCAAGAUUCGCAAGCUGAGCUUCAAGAGGAAGAGGUUUCUGGUCAAGCUCCACCCUGAGGUUCAUGGCCCCCACCAGGACACGCUGGAGUUCCUGAUGGCCAGCCGGGACCAGUGCAAGGUCUUUUGGAAGAACUGCGUGGAGCACCACACCUUCUUCCGCCUGCUGGACCAGCCCAAGCCCAAGGCCAAAGCCAUCCUCUUCAGCAGAGGCUCCUCCUUCAGAUACAGUGGGAGGACGCAGAAGCAGCUGGUGGAGUACGUGAGGGACAGCGGAAUUCGGAGGACCCCCUACCAGAGGAGGAACAGCAAAAUGCACACGUCCUCUCGCUCCCUGUCCUCCGACGUGCCAAAGCAGAGCCUGUCCUUCAACGACAGCCUGAGGGCCCCGCCCUCCUCAGCCACGGUGUCCUUCCACUCCCUGCACGCCGUCGGCUCACCCCCACGAACGGAGCCCCAGGCCCCGCCCCACCCGCAGCAGACGGCUCCGCCCCCGAGCCCCCCAAGGGAGGACCCGGUCAAGACGCCACCCCCACCUCUGUACACCUUUCAAGGGCCGCCCGUGGACAGCCCCCAGCUCUCGCCCUACGCGGUGACCAGCCCCCUCUGCCUCUCGCCCUCCUUCCAGAUGUCCACCCUCAGCCUCCCGGGCCAGGCCCCCUCGCCCCUGCAGAGCCCCAUCCUGAGCGAGGCAGGCGGGGUCCGGCUGGACGAGGAGGAAGAUGGCAGGAGGAAGCGCUAUCCAACUGACAAGGCCUACUUCAUAGCCAAAGAGAUCCUGACCACAGAGAGGACUUAUGUGAAGGACCUGGAGGUUAUUACAGUGUGGUUCCGCAGCGCCGUCAUCAAAGAGAACGCCAUGCCGGAAGGCCUGAUGACCCUGCUCUUCUCCAACAUCGACCCCGUCUACGAGUUCCACCGGGGCUUCCUCAAGGAGAUCGACCAGAGGCUGGCUCUCUGGGAGGGGCGCUCCAACGCCCACGUCAAGGGGGACUACCAGAGGAUCGGGGACGUGAUGCUGAGGAACAUGUGCGCUCUGAAGGAGUUCACCAGCUACCUGCAGAAGCAUAACGAGGUGCUGGCGGAGCUGGAGAAGUCCACCAAGCGGCUGAAGAAGCUGGAGACGGUGUACAAGGAGUUUGAGCUGCAGAAGGUGUGCUACCUGCCCCUCAACACCUUCCUGCUCAAGCCCAUCCAGCGCCUCAUGCACUACAAGCUCAUCCUGGAGCGGCUGUGCAAGCACUACAGCCCCGAGCACCGCGACCGCCUCGACUGCACGGAGGCCCUGAAGGAGGUGGCGGAGAUGGCCGCCCAGUUGCAGAGCAGCCUGAUCCGGCUGGAGAACUUCCAGAAGCUCACCGAGCUGCAGAGGGAUCUGAUCGGCAUCGAGAACCUCACGGCCCCGGGCAGGGAGUUUAUCCGGGAGGGCUGUCUGUACAAGCUCACUAAGAAAGGACUUCAGCAGAGGAUGUUCUUCUUGUUCUCGGACAUGCUCCUGUACACCAGCAAGGGCGUGACGGCCACGAACCAGUUCAAAGUGCACGGCCAGCUGCCGCUGCACGGCAUGCUCAUUGAGGAGAGUGAGAACGAGUGGUCCGUGCCCCACUGCUUCACCAUCUACUCUGCACAGAGAACCAUUGUGGUGGCUGCCAGUUCCAAAGUGGAGAUGGGGAAGUGGAUGGAGGAUUUGAACAUGGCCAUCGACAUGGCCAAGAAGUCCCAGGAGAAAUCCGAGCUCUUCCUGGACCCCGACCUGUGCGACCGUUCCAACAGGUCGUCAGACGAGGUCUCCCUGGAGCAGGAGUCGGAGGACGACACGCACUCUUCCCGCAGCUCCCUGGACAAACAGACGCACCACCGCGCCAACACCACCAUGCACGUGUGCUGGCACCGCAACACCAGCGUGUCAAUGUCCGACCACAGCCUGGCCGUGGAGAACCAACUCUCUGGGUACCUCCUGAGGAAGUUCAAGAACAGCAAUGGGUGGCAGAAGCUGUGGGUCGUCUUCACCAACUUCUGCCUUUUCUUCUACAAGACCCACCAGGAUGACUUCCCAUUGGCCAGUUUGCCGUUGCUAGGCUACACAGUCGGCACACCGGGGGAGUCAGACAGCAUCCACAAAGAGUACGUCUUCAAGUUGCAGUUCAAGUCCCACGUGUAUUACUUCCGGGCCGAGAGCGAGUACACCUUCGAGAGGUGGAUGGAGGUGAUCAAGAGCGCAGCCAGUGCCACGGGCAGGAUGAGUCUCCUUGUCCCCAAGGAACCCCCGGAAAUGAACGGCAACUGACCGCCUUCGCUGGGCGGAGCUCUCGGGGCUGGGGGCGGGGCCUCGCAGACCCCCGGGAGCGCAUGAGCAUCUUUAUUUUUAAAAAUAUCUCUUUAUUGCUAUUUGUAUUCCUCUGAGGAACUGCCCCCCCCCCCCCCCCCCCCGCUCCU